This is a messenger RNA of Naegleria gruberi, 1032 nucleotides long. RefSeq lists its product as uncharacterized. The record is from RefSeq and is a predicted model, not a curated record. The coding region runs from base 1 to 1032 and encodes 343 amino acids. NCBI's taxonomy places the organism in Eukaryota, Heterolobosea, Eutetramitea, Acrasida, Naegleriidae. The transcript is spliced from 3 exons.
AUGCAAGUACUAAACCUGACGAAUGUUUAUGCAUUGAAUCAUGUCUUUUCUCCUUCUCAUUUACCUCACUUUCAUACAGAUGAUCAUGUGGAAACUGAAUUUGUCGAAAAACAACAUUCAAUACUAUUACUUCCCGAAAUGAUUCAAUCAGUUGGAUACGAAUUCCUCACCAAUAAUCCAGAAAAUGAUAAGAAUUAUGACUCCCACAAGAGUACUCCCUUUCUAUUUUAUAAAUUUCGUUCCAAUCGAGGACUCACAGGGCACGUCAUUUACAAUGUUUUACAACGUAAGAGACAAGUUGACCAUUCUCCACAAACUUUUCAACCAAAAAAGAAAAAGAAAGAAGACAGAUUGGUAACUGUUCGUAUGAUAGACGUUUCUGAUAGUCCAAUUUUUCAUCCCAACAAGUAUGCCCUCUCUGGGAGUGCUCUGACUGCCUCUCUUGGAAAACACACUCAAUUUUUCUCUGAUCAUUACGUUACCAUUAAAAGAAGAGAAAUUGGAAAAGUUGAAGAAAUGGAGCCAAACAUUCCACAUUAUCCUUCUGAUCAAAAUUUCGAAGAAAGUGAGGGAACAUUUACAGAGAGGGAUGAGUUGGAAGGUCUGGAUGAGUGGGUUGAGGAACAUUUUCUAAAGAAUCGAACAGAAUUUGAUUAUCUGAAAGUGAUGCGACAUCGAAUGUUGAAUUUCAAAUCCAAGUUGAGAAGUGGAAAAGGUGGAAGUGCACAUUCUUCAAAUGUGGAAAUUAAUUCAAUGAAGAUUAUUGAAAACUUGGGAUAUUCUUCAAAGAUUAGAAUAGAUGUUCUUAUUGAAAUGACAAAAUUAAUGGAAAUUGAAAUUCUCAAUCAAAUAUUAACAGAUUUACAAAAGCAAAGAGAAAUAGAAAGAAGUGACAUGUUACAAGUUGAAAAAUCUAUCAGUGGUGAAAAUAAUUCAGAUAUUCUUUUAGAGGAUAAACUCCUAAUGAAUUACGAUUCAUUAUUCGAAACCCCAACACCAAAACCAAUCGUCUCUUCAACAUCCAAGAUGUGA